CAUUGUAUUGUGUGUCCCAAGCAGACGAGGGUAAACAAAUGUUAUGAUCUGUCUGUGUUCCGUGAGACCGUGACCCGUGUGAGCUAGAGCUACACAUUUGAAAAAUACUGGAAAAUGAACACAAAUUCAGAAAGCUUUGAACGUGAGAUGAAAACACUAUUUCUUACAGAUACUGUAAAGAAAUGUGGAUUGUGUAAUGAACAAAAAUCAAAGUACACUUGUCCAAAAUGUAGUGUUCUUUACUGUUCACUGACGUGUUACAGGUCUUAUGGACAUGCACAAUGUUCAGAGAAUUUCUUCAAGGAGCUUGUCCUUAAAGAGCUAGAAAAUCAAAAUCAAUCACAAUCUCUUCAGGAAAUGAAAGAAAAUAUGGAAUCUUUGUUAAGGAAAAACAGAGAGAUGCAUGAAAAUGAUCUUGAUUCAGAUGAUUCUGAACAUGACAACCAGGAAGAUUUAUUGGAUCGAAUGGAAAAUGUUGACUUGAAUGACUCAGAUAUAGUCUGGGACCGUCUAAAUGAGGAAGAAAAAACAGAUUUUAAAAAUAAAAUAUCCACUGGAGAAAUUAUUGAAUAUUUACCGAAUUGGGAUCCUUGGUGGAUAAAAACAACAAAAAACCUGAUAGAAGACCUUGACAUUCCACAAUCAUCAGAUAUUCCACCUAUCAAAAAUGGAAUUUCACUACUCUCUACAAUGAUGAAGAAAAAACCUAAUGAAGCAGUAGUCAAUGGAUUGGCGAAUAUUCUGUAUGGUUAUGCAUGCAUUUCCCGUCUGUUCAUGCAAGAUUGGACAGGCAACGUAAACUCCAUCAUAGAAAUUCUCUUGACAGUAUCUGAAAUUCUUUGUACCAAUUUGUUUUUUAAUUCAGCUCAAGAAGCUGUAGACCACGCAUACUCUUCGGCUUUUAAGCUGGAUGGGAUAUCACACGAAUUAAGCUUAUUAGUCAAAAAUGAUAUUGUGCAGAUUCUUAAGCAAAAAAAAUUCGUUCUAGCUUCCCUGUCUGAUAUUACUGAAUUACUUCGUAGUGGGAUCGAGACCAAUUUUGUUCCUAAAAAACGGUUGCUUCUUGCUAUGAAGAAGGUCGAAUUCUUUUUGAGUUUUGUCAACGAGUAUGGAGUUCACACAUUAAGAUUUCGUUGAAUAUUACUUUGAAAUAAAUUCAUGUACCCAUUGUA
This is a messenger RNA of Daphnia pulex (common water flea), 1172 nucleotides long. RefSeq names its product zinc finger HIT domain-containing protein 2-like. The record is from RefSeq and is a predicted model, not a curated record. NCBI's taxonomy places the organism in Eukaryota, Metazoa, Arthropoda, Branchiopoda, Diplostraca, Daphniidae. Bases 115 to 1137 code for a protein of 340 amino acids. The transcript has 3 exons.